GACCACCUCCGAGACACAUUGUCGACGUGCACUCUUCCGACAUCCCAACAGCGCAGCCUUUCUCUUUACACGCAACAGAUACCUCUCCGAUUCAUGCCACGUCGACGCCGACCUCCACGCCCUGGCGCGCUUGCGGAUCUCUCUCCGACCCGCAUACUUACGCAGAUCGUACUCUUACAACUCGCAUAUUAUGCAUGCGCUGGAAUCCUUAUCGUUUUCACCGCGCUGGUCGCUGGGAAGGAGGUCACCACAGACCUGCUUCUGAGUUGGCGAAGUCUUCGAGGGGAUACUACAGUUGGAUGGACGCUGGGGCUUGUUUGGGUGCUGAACAGUCUCGCAUGUGCCGUAUUUAUACUUCUUCUGAUCGCGCGCUCGAAACUCGUCUUGGACUUCGCACUCACUAUACACUUCAUACACCUCGUCAUCACCUCUCUCUAUUCGCAUGCGAUACCGACCAACCUGUUUUGGUGGGCGCUGCAGAUUUGCAGCGCAGGCGUCAUGACCUCUCUCGGAGUAUGGGCUUGCCAGUGGCGAGAGCUACGCCCCAUCAACUUUGGAACAAAGCCCGCCGCCCGUCCAACGAAUAAUGCCGCCGAUGAUGACGGCGUGGGUGAGACGAGAGGACGCGGUCGAGGGAGAGGGAAAGAUGGCGCUGGCGAUUAUGAGAUGGUUAAUUUGCCAGGGGACGACAGUAAUGUCUAA
Periconia digitata is the source of this 702-nucleotide messenger RNA. Lineage: Eukaryota; Fungi; Ascomycota; Dothideomycetes; Pleosporales; Periconiaceae. The record is from the annotation of a GenBank genome assembly.